Lithohypha guttulata is the source of this 753-nucleotide messenger RNA. It is a transcript of the gene PRE9, whose product is annotated as Proteasome subunit alpha type-3. Gene Ontology annotation, biological process: proteasomal protein catabolic process; ubiquitin-dependent protein catabolic process. Bases 1 to 753 code for a protein of 250 amino acids. The transcript is spliced from 3 exons. NCBI's taxonomy places the organism in Eukaryota, Fungi, Ascomycota, Eurotiomycetes, Chaetothyriales, Trichomeriaceae. The record is from RefSeq and is a predicted model, not a curated record. Gene Ontology annotation, cellular component: cytosol; proteasome core complex, alpha-subunit complex; nucleus.
AUGUCUCGGAGAUACGAUUCCAGGACCACUAUCUUCUCACCAGAGGGCAGACUGUACCAAGUCGAAUAUGCUCUCGAAGCCAUCUCACACGCGGGAACUGCGUUAGGAGUAUUAGCCACAGAUGGUAUCGUCCUCGCUGCAGAAAGAAAAGUCACAAGCAAACUGCUAGAGCAGGACACAUCGGCCGAGAAGCUCUACAUCCUCAAUGACAACAUGAUAUGUGCAGUGGCAGGAAUGACAGCCGAUGCCAAUAUCCUCAUCAACUACGCUCGACAAGCAGCUCAGCGCUAUCUCAUCACCUAUAACGAAGACAUUCCUUGCGAGCAACUUGUCCGACGUCUAUGCGAUCUCAAGCAAGGAUAUACACAGCACGGUGGUCUGCGUCCUUUCGGUGUUUCCUUCAUCUAUGCAGGCUGGGACCCACAGAGACAGUUCCAGCUCUACCAGAGUAAUCCGUCAGGCAAUUACGGCGGCUGGAAAGCUACCAGUGUGGGCGCCAACAAUGCAAGUGCUCAGAGUUUGAUGAAGCAGGAUUACAAGGAAGACUGUAACCUCAAAGAGGCCUGCAGUUUGGCAGUCAAGAUUCUAAGCAAAACCAUGGAUUCAACAAAAUUGAGCAGCGAGAAGAUCGAGUUUGCGACGGUAGGAAGAACGAAAGACGGCACAAUAUACCACCAUAUUUGGAGCGGGAAAGAGAUCGAUGCUCUUCUGAAAGAGGAAGGCCUGGCAAAGGAGGAAGAGGAGUCUGGUUAG